AUGCAGUCUCCUGAACAUGGACCGUCGACCCCCGACCCUUUACAUACCGUGCCUGCGGCAUCACCCACCAUAAGCUUGGCUAAAAGGCGGCAGAACGUCGACGACAUCAUGCCCCUGUCAGGUUCCGAGGCCGACCCGCGCCGCUCCGUCAGCGGCAGGCGCGCGAACCCCUCGGUCGCUUCGCUGUAUGCCUCCACACUUACCCCUCCUGGAUCACGCUCGGCUUCGCCUGCAGGCCGCAGCUCUCCCGGUCGUCCGACCUCCAUGCCCGCUACGGGCGGCUUGUUUGCAAAGUCGUUGGUGGAUUCGCCAAGUGCAGAAAACCCGGGGGAUCCGCUCAAUCUGUUGCUCCGGGCUUUCGUUCCACAUGUUGCCGUCUGCGCAUCGACCGAUACCGAAGAGUUAAUCCGGGACAAGGGGUUCGACCGAGGAUUCUGGGAGCUUCUGCGACCGUUCGGCGAGCAGGUGCAAGGCAAGGUCACUGUUAGGGAUAGUAUCGGCGGCUCCAGGGCAUGGAGCGAUUGUUCCAUACGGUUUGUCAGACUCGGUGAGGACGUAUCGCAAGCUGAUACCCCCCUAAGUGUGUCGAGGCUGCCGGGAGAUCAGGGGGGAUCUAAUGGCUCACCUGCCGCUUCCGAGACCCCCGGUAGCAUUUCCAGCCGCGAAGCAAAAAGGCUUUCUGAGGUUGAGGCUGUGGUAGAUCGGCAUUUGAGAUUCGCCGAGAACUCUUUCCUCGGCCUAGGACAACCCAACACGCCGACAAAGCAAGAGAUGGACAUCGAUGCUGCUUCGCCAUACUACUCUCUCUAUUUACGGCGACUGCUGUCAGGGAUGCCAGUAGAGCGGCACGAGACUUUCGGUCAUCCCGUAGCUUGCGUCAUAGCUAUUAGCUCACGCAACCCUUCCCCGAUAGAGGCGCUGCGAGCUCUCUACAAGGAAACGAGUGAGGGCAGGAGCAAGGUCCCUGACUGGGUGUCUCCAAACUAUCUGCGCUACUACGUUCUGGUGCAUGACGAAGACAAUGGCGACAUUUCCCAGUCCAUGGCCUUGUUCGAGCAGAUGAAGCGCAAUUUUGGUCUGCACUGCCACCUACUUCGCAUCCGCGGGGCUCAAAGUGCCGAGACGGAUGACGACAGCAUAGCUCUCCCUCGCAGCGAGUGGUUGGCACCGGGCGAAGAGCUUGCGGAGUUGCAGCGGAGCGAGGCAGACGAAGACUAUGAGAGCCACAUUAAAUACAUCUUCGAGACCGACGCGACUGCCAUCAAGACGUUUGUGAGGGAAAUGGUUAUUCAGUCCAUAAUACCUACUAUGGAAAGAAACGUCUCGUUGUGGAACGACCAGGUCGCCUCGAAGCGAAAAGGCAUUGGUGGUCGGUUCAUGAGCAUGUCAAAACGCUGGACGGGCUUUGGCGGUGGUUCGAAAAGCGCUCCCAGCGGCUCAAAUUACAGCGGAGGCUUUUACCACCCAGACACGCCCGAGGCAACGCUACGUAGACUGGCAGACUACGCCUUCAUGCUACGUGACUGGAAGCUGGCGCAGUCUACAUAUGGCUUGCUCAAGACUGAUUUUGAGGGUGACCAUGCCUGGAGGCACCAUGCAGCAGCCAACGAAAUGGGCGCAUUAGCACUUCUCAUAAUGGCACAGACCAAAGCUCACACCCCGACAAAAAUCCUCGAUUCCGCAGGAGACAUGCUCGGGGACGCGACGUAUUCGUAUCUGACCCGCUGCGGUGCCCCGUACGGUGCCCUGCGCUGUACAGCACUCGGCAUGGAGAUGCUUCGACUGCGGGGCGGGGCAGCGAUCGACGUGGCGACCAGGCUGGGACUGAGGCUCAUGGAAAAGACGCCACGGCUACUAGGAGUGGUGGGGGAUGCUCUCUUCCGGGAGCGUCAGGCAGUUCUCUGUGCAACGAGGCCAGGGCUUGGUGUCAUGGGAAUAGGCACCUGGCGACGCAGGUCGGCGCUGUGGAGUGUUCUCGCGGCCGAGACGUGGCUGGCGCAGAGCAAGUUCAUUCAGGCUCAGCGGUGUCUGAACGAAGCACGGGUUAUGUACUCAAUGCUGCAAAGUGAUGACGGAAUUGCACGAUUUUCUUCAGCAAGCGAGUUCAUGGCAGAGCUGAACCACCGGCUCAAGGAGGGCCUCGCGGCGGCGUCUGCUACCGGUCAAGGCGGCCAGGAUGAAAAACCAGGCAUGGGUGAUGAUGUGGAAGCCUCGGGGGUUGCGGCAGAUUCGGACGAGGUCGAGGUCCUCGCAGCCGAUGAGAAUGAAGUAUCCAAUCGGAGGAGAUCACGGCGUCAAAGCUUGAUAGCCGGAUCAGGAGGAUCGGCUGGACAGCCGAUUGAGACGGCGCCUUUGAGAGCGCUGUCUUCUGUAGAUGAUGAAGGAAACGAUGGGAACUCUCCCAAAGGCGACUUUGGCUAA
Pyricularia grisea is the source of this 2421-nucleotide messenger RNA. RefSeq lists its product as uncharacterized. The record is from RefSeq and is a predicted model, not a curated record. Bases 1 to 2421 code for a protein of 806 amino acids. Gene Ontology annotation, biological process: protein localization to phagophore assembly site; endoplasmic reticulum to Golgi vesicle-mediated transport. Gene Ontology annotation, cellular component: TRAPPIII protein complex; cytoplasmic vesicle; phagophore assembly site. NCBI's taxonomy places the organism in Eukaryota, Fungi, Ascomycota, Sordariomycetes, Magnaporthales, Pyriculariaceae. The transcript has a single exon.